Molecule: messenger RNA, 3288 nt
Organism: Crotalus tigris (Tiger rattlesnake)
Lineage: Eukaryota; Metazoa; Chordata; Lepidosauria; Squamata; Viperidae
Product: extracellular calcium-sensing receptor-like
Exons: 8
Coding region: 1-2733 (910 amino acids)
Biological process (GO): G protein-coupled receptor signaling pathway
Cellular component (GO): membrane
Molecular function (GO): G protein-coupled receptor activity
Source: RefSeq, a predicted model, not a curated record
AUGAUGACCAAAUGCCCAUUGAGUGUGCAGAAAGAGGAAGAACACAUAUUUAAUUACUACAAGCCAGGAGACUUCCUGAUUGGUGCAAUCAUAUCUACAACUAGCACUAUAUUUCAACCAUAUGUUUUCUUUAAACCUCCAAACAAUAGAUUUCGAAGUAUGUCCAGUAUGAGCUUCUGGCACGUCCUGCCCUUCUUCUUUGCCAUUCAUGAGAUCAACCAGAAUCCAAAGCUGUUACCAAACAUCACCCUGGGCUACAGCAUCUAUGAGAACUUUUUCAGUGCAAGAAUAACUUGCGAUGUCAUGAUGGACUUGCUUUCUGCAGGGCAGGAGAAUGUCCCAAACUAUAGUUGUGGAAAACAAAAUAAUCUGUUGCCUCUACUCGAAGGGACCGAUUCUCAUCUCUUUAAUCAAAUUUCCACCAUGCUGGGCAUCUACAAAAUCCCACAGAUCAACUAUGCGGUCAUCAGCCACAUUCCAGAGCAGAAACACCAUUUCCCUUUUUUCUACCGAGUGAGUCCAAAACAGGAACCUCCUCACUUGGCAAUUGUCAAGUUGCUCCUGCAUUUCCGAUGGACGUGGAUCGGCCUCACUGCUCUGGACAAUGAAAGCGGAGAAAAGUUCAGAAGAACCUUUGUGCCAGAAGCCGAAAGGAAAGGUGUCUGUGUUGCCUUCUCAGAAAUCUUACCCAUGGUUAUUAGAGCAGGGAGGGAAAAGGACAUCCUUGAAUAUUUUAGUGACACUAAAGUGAAAAGUAUUGUUUGUCAGUUGGACUUUCAGGCCACAAUAAUACUAGCAGUAGUAAUAAGAGAAAUUGACAGUAGUGAAAUCCUGUUUGGGGGGAAAGUAUGGAUUGCCACAACUUUGUCAGGUAUAAGCGUGAGACUUUUUUAUCGGUUGCUUAAUCUCCAGCAUAACCAUCUUUUACUAUCCUUCUCAAGUCAGACAAAAAAAACGACCCAGUAUUAUGAUUUUAAUUCAGAUUACUCUGCUACUACGCAGUUUGGGGAGGCAGCAUUUCAGUGUUCUUAUUCAAGUCCUUUGUUGUCUAAGAAAGUUUGGAAUACAUGCCUGGAAAAAGAGACCUGGGAAAUCCCACCCCAGGAUCUGGUUGAAAGAAUCCUGUCUGAGGAUGGCUCCAGUAUUUCCACAACAAUCCAGGUUGUGGCCAGGAUCCUCAGUGCUGCCUUUUCCUCCCAAAUGAGUAAGAGGAAGCUGCCUGUUAGGGAUGUUAAGACAUUCCAGAUUAUACAGCCAUGGCAGCUCCAUCCUUUUCUAAGAAACUUAGAGAUUUACAAUUUUUCUGUGGAUGAUGUUUAUUUGGAUGAGACUGGAAUUCCUGUUGCUGACUUUGAUAUUAUGGACUGGGCAGUAUUUCCUAACAAGUCUUCUGCUGGAGUGAAAAUAGGGGAUAUUGAAAAAGAAAAAGUCUCUUCAGAUAUCAAGUUCUCUAUCGAUGAGAGUGUCAUCAUAUGGCCAACAUCCUUUAACUCGAUGCAGUAUUCCAGAAGACCCCUUUUUCUAGAUGUACUAAAAAUUGCCUCCCAGGAUAUACCAAGCUCACAAGAGAAGGAGAACCAGUGUGCUGCUAUGACUGCUCUCCAUGUAUGGAAGGAACAAUCUCCACACAGGAAGUGUGCCUCAUCCACACUCAGGAAAAGAACCAAGACACAGCCGUGUUCUGUAUUCAAUAAAAGUAGCAUUUUACCAGGUUGGAUGUUUUCCGAAACUGCUGAAACAGUAAAAAGUAAUAUUGACAAAGAUGGAGAAAUCUUGAGAGAUGACAGAAAUAGAGAAAAAAAUAGCAAUUCAUGUUUUUCAGAUGUGUCCCAAUGUGAAAAGUGUCCAGAUGAACAACAUUCCAACCAGAAGCGAGAUCAGUGUGUCCCCAAAAUUGAGACUUUCCUGUCCUACAAAGAAAUGUUAGGUCUCAUUCUGGCUAUCAUUGCCUUUUUUUUGUCUCUAAACACUGCCUUAGUUCUAGGAAUCUUAAUUAAAUAUCGAGAAACCCCCAUAGCCAAAGCUAACAAUCGGGAUCUCACCUACAUUCUCCUGGUCUCUCUCCUGCUUUCCUUCUUGACCUCUCUUCUAUUCAUUGGUCGGCCCAAGAAAGUGACCUGCCUUUUUCAACAAAUCACCUUCAGUGUGGUUUUCUCAGUUGCUGUCUCCUCCUUGCUGGCCAAGACUAUCAUGGUGGUGGUGGCAUUUUUGGCCACAAAGCCAGGCAGCAGGAUGAGGAAAUGGUUGGGGAAAAGUCUGGCCAACUCCAUUGUCUUGUCUUGCUCUGGAGUUCAGGUGGGCAUCUGCCUUAUAUGGCUGAGAAUCUCUCCCCCAUUUCCACAUUCUGACCUGCAUUCUCAACCAAGACAGAUCCUCCUGCAAUGUAAUGAAGGCUCAAUCACCAUGUUCUACACUGCCCUUGGUUACAUGGGCUUUCUGGCUGCCAUCUGCUUUUUGGUGGCUUUUCUGGCACGCAAGCUUCCGGGGACUUUCAAUGAAGCCAAGUGGAUCACCUUCAGCAUGCUGGUUUUCUGCAGUGUUUGGAUCUCCUUCAUCCCCACCUACCUGAGCACUAAAGGGAAAUACAUGGUGGCUGUGCAAAUCUUCUCUAUCCUGGCUUCCAGCCUAGGUUUACUGGGCUGUAUUUUUGUCCCCAAAUGUUACAUCAUUAUUCUGAGACCUGACAUGAACACUAAGGAGAAUCUAAUGAUGAAAAAUAAUGUGGGUUCUUGAUUUUGAAAGUUAUUUAUUACCCAAGUUAUUGUUAAGAUAAAAUAGGAUAGUUGGAAAUAAAAUCUUUAUGUGUUCUAAGAACUCUCUCUUUCUCUCACAUAAAGUCUCAAUUAUUAUUGAUAUAAUAAGCUAUAUUAAAGACGUAGAAGAGGUCAUUUUCUUUUGAAUUAUUACUUUCUUUUACCAUAAUCCAUGUAUAGGAAAAAUCAUAAAAUCUCAUUAACCAUAUAUCUACUGAAACCAAUUAAGAGAGAGCAUUAUAAAAACAAAUUUCCUUUAUCUAAUGUAUAAGGUAUGACUGUAAGGACCUUCCUCAGCUAAUCCUCUCAGGAAAGCACAACUCUUCACACCAUGUGGUUAAUCAAAAGAACUUUUAGUGAGAAACAGUGGUUGCAAUAAAAUCAGGUGGAAUCUAAUGAUUCCACAAAAAUCACCAAGCUAUUCUUCCCAUUCCUAAACCCAACCAUGCUGACCAGUCCACUGGGAGCCAAUACAGUGCUGCAAGGUUGUUUUGAGUGCCUGGGGGUACAGGACAGAUAACAGGUCAUCCUUGGG